Molecule: messenger RNA, 3228 nt
Organism: Ctenocephalides felis (cat flea)
Lineage: Eukaryota; Metazoa; Arthropoda; Insecta; Siphonaptera; Pulicidae
Product: transmembrane and TPR repeat-containing protein CG4050-like
Exons: 18
Coding region: 1-3228 (1075 amino acids)
Biological process (GO): protein O-linked glycosylation via mannose
Cellular component (GO): endoplasmic reticulum
Molecular function (GO): protein binding; mannosyltransferase activity
Source: RefSeq, a predicted model, not a curated record
AUGGAACACAAUCCGACGCAGCGAUCCCGGCGAUUAAGCACGGCACAGGAGCAAGCCCGCGGGGUAGGUUUCUCCAUAGUGGUUCGAACAUCUUUGACAUGCUUAGGAAAAAGUCAUUUGGUAACCGGUGUUGUAGGAAGAGCUGAAACAUUGUCGUCGGUGUUUUUUCUAAGUGCAUUUUUAUUCUACACCCGCGCUGCAAAACAUAAACGCUCCACCGUGUAUGAAGGUAAUUCUCCAAAUAAUCACACAAUGGGUAAUUCAAUAAUUGAUACUGUUGCGGGAAACCACCAGAAUAUUGAAUAUGGUGUAACAGUGAAGGUGCAUCAUUUUCAAAUGAGUGACAAUAUUGAAAAGUUGGCGUUCCCUUGCCAUGUCGGUGGCGUCAGUGGCCGCAGCGAUGCUCUGCAAAGAGCAAGGGAUUACAAUUACCGGAGUCUGUGCGGUGUACGAAGUAUUCGUAGUUCAGAAGAUGCGCGUCAACGAACUGCCCGGGCUCGCACGCGCCCUGCUCGGCAUCAGCACGGGCAGCGCAACGAGCGCCGGCAUAAAAAACUCACCGAGCCGAGUGUCGAACGCGCUGCCUUGGUCAACGGAAGCAUCGCGCCGGUUGGGGGUGCUGACCGCCAGCACCGCCGUACUGCUCCUGGCACGACUGCAAGUUAUGGGCUCUCAGCUACCGGUCUUCACCAAGUAACUGGUGUGGUAGGAAGAGCUGAAACAUUGUCGUCGGUGUUUUUUUUAAGUGCUUUUUUAUUCUACACCCGCGCUGCAAAACAUAAACGCUCCACCGGUUGGCGUUCCCUUGCCAUGUCGGUGGCGUCAGUGGCCGCAGCGAUGCUCUGCAAAGAGCAAGGGAUUACAAUUACCGGAGUCUGUGCGGUGUACGAAGUAUUCGUAGUUCAGAAGCUUACUGAAGUGGACGUUGUGCUACUACUAAAAAAAUCGUUUGGUAAUAUGUCGAACGCGCUGCCUUGGUCAACGGAAGCAUCGCGCCGGUUGGGGGUGCUGACCGCCAGCACCGCCGUACUGCUACUGGCACGACUGCAAGUUAUGGGCUCUCAGCUACCCGUCUUCACCAAAUUCGACAAUCCGGCUUCGGUGGCCGAGUGGCCAGCUCGUCACUUGACUUACAGCUACUUGUGUGCGCUUAACUUGCGAUUGCUUUUGUGGCCGUGCGACCUUUGUUGCGACUGGACAAUGGGAACAGUUCCUUUAUUGGAAAAAUGGGCAGAUCCUAGGAAUUUGGCGACAUUGGCCACAGCCGUGCUUUUUGGAGCACUCGGAGUAACCGCACUGACCGCGGAGAGCAAAAAGAAACGGAUUGCUUUAACGAUGGGUUUGGCGUUCAUGGCCCUACCAUUCCUACCUGCAUCGAACCUCUUCUUCCCCGUGGGCUUCGUGGUGGCCGAACGAGUACUCUACAUGCCAUCCAUGGGUUUCUGCAUGCUUGUGGGCUAUGGCUGGUAUUUGCUACCAGGACGGAAGUUGGCCUGGUGGCUUCUAGCUGCCACUCUUGCAGCUCACGCAAUCAGAACACAUCGGAGAAACUGGGACUGGGAGUCGGAGUAUUCCAUUUUUAUGGCUGGACUGAAGGUUAAUCAGAAUAAUGCAAAGCUCUUCAAUAAUGUGGGACACGCUCUUGAAUCACAGGGUCGCUAUGUAGAAGCUCUACACUACUUCCAUACUGCUGUGAGCGUCCAACCAGACGAUGUUGGUGCCCAUAUAAAUGUAGGUCGAACUUACAACCAUCUUAAGAAAUUCACAGAAGCUGAAGAAGCCUAUUUAAGAGCCAAAGAAUUACUACCAAAAGCAAAACCAGGAGAAAGUUACCAAGCUCGGAUACCACCAAAUCAUUUGAGCGUAUUUUUAAAUCUCGCGAAUUUGAUUGCCAAGAAUACAACUAGACUUGAAGAAGCAGAUUUAUUGUACCGCCAGGCUAUCAGUAUGCGAGCUGAUUACACACAAGCUUACAUAAACCGAGGUGAUGUUUUAAUAAGACUCAACAGGACAUUAGAAGCUCAAGAAGUUUAUGAACGUGCUUUAUUAUAUGACAGCAGUAAUCCUGAUAUAUACUAUAAUUUGGGUGUAGUAUUUUUAGAGCAAGGAAAAGCACCGCAAGCUUUAGCAUAUUUGGAUAAAGCUCUUGAGUUUGAUCCGGAUCAUGAACAAGCUUUAUUGAAUUCGGCAAUAUUGCUUCAAGAAUUAGGCAAGAAAGAAUUCCGUCCAAUUGCUAGAGAAAGGUUGCUAAAAUUGCAUGCAAAAGAUGAAAACAACGAACGAGUGCAUUUUAAUUUAGGAAUGUUGUCGAUGGAUGAACGCAAUAUUGCAGAUGCCGAAAAUUGGUUCCGAAGAGCUGUCCACAUAAAAUCAGAUUUCCGAAGUGCCUUGUUUAAUUUGGCGCUUUUGUUGGCUGAUGACCAUAGGCCCUUGGAAGCUGCACCUUUUCUAAAUCAGUUAGUCCGACAUCAUCCUGAUCAUGCAAAAGGAUUGAUAUUACUUGGAGAUAUUUAUAUUAAUAAUAUACGUGAUCUGGACGCAGCGGAAAGUUGUUACAAACGAAUUCUGCAACUGGAUCCAGUAAAUAUCCAAGGAUUGCACAACUUAUGCGUGGUGUACGUGGAACGAGGCAAACUCAUGCAAGCGCAAUCUUGCCUGAAACAUGCACAUCGCAUGGCACCCAAAGAAGACUAUAUUCUGCGCCAUCUCCAAAUUGUGCAAAACAAAAUUGCGAAACUCCGCACCACUCCGGAAAAAAUAGAAAACAUGGAAGCUUUCAUGGAAGUAGACAUACGUGAAUUCGGUGGUGACAGAUUCAUACCAGUAAAACCUGAGAUGAACAUCAGAGCAACACCUACAGCUAAAGCAUCCAAAGUGGUAAAGGACUCAAAGCCAACGCAAGGGUCGAAAAGUUUUUCAGGGAGUAAACAAGCUCAUCAAAAAUCUGCCAAUUCAAAAAGCAGGAAUACUAAAGACAGUAAAAAUUCCAAAAAUGCAAGUGAUCAACAGAAGUUGAAGCGAACAGACAGGCCCAGGCCUGAACCUGAACCCAUGUUUGUAGAUAGUUUAGAUGGAACUGUGGUUGAUGCGACUUCUUUAAGGCACAAUACAGAAUAUAGAAGUAGUAAUAGUGUACAUAGUGGAAUUACCCGUAGUGCUGCUUAUUCUUUGAAUCCUCAAAGAGCAGCAGCAUCAGAUAUUGAAGAACAAUCAGCAGGAUUGUCAUAG